UGCAUGCUCUCUCCUACAGCUGCUCUCCACCCAUGAAGGGCAGACACACACACACACACACACACACACACACAUGCACUGACACACAGUUUGUGUAACGUGGUUUCGCAGCGAAGACCGGGGAGACUGGGAGACUCGGCUCUUUGAUUUGAGCAGGAUGAGCAGCAGAGGAGUCUGGAGAACAUGACACAGACUGGCAGUCCCUCCCUCUCUCUGCACUGGCUGGAUUCCUACAUAUACAACAUCAUUCCAGAGAUUGUCUGAUGAGAUAUAGCCUCCGUGGUUCUCCAGUCCUUUCCUAUGUCCACCUGUUGCUGUUUAGUGCACAAAGGCAUCAUGGGAAACAUAGUCCAGUGCUGUCAGACUCUGUCAAACUUCUUCAGGUGUAAGGAUACACCAGUCCAGGGUGAUGUGGAGAGGUCCCCUCUGCUGUCCAGUGAGGACAGUGAAUGUGAAUCUCCGAGUCUGCCGGACGACUCGGAGGACGACCUGUUAACCGGCUCCGACGGUGUGACAAACCCCGCCCUCCAACCGGAGCACUUCCUGUUUCCUGACAUUAUCCUGAGCAGCAACCUGGUAGGGGAGGGGACUCUGGUGGAGCCGAUGGUGUGUCUGCUGGUGUCCGAGGAGGAGGAGGGAGUGAGGGAAGAGGAGCCGGGAGGUGAACAGGAGAGGAGCAGCAGGUGGAGGAACAGGGGGUUCACUGAGGUGGAGACACAGACUGAAGUGGAGACGCAGAUCGGUUUGGGGGUUCAGACUCAGACAGAGUCAGAAAUAUUCAUCUGCAGUACUGUGGAGGGAGAAGUAAACACUUACAAUACUCACAGAGACAUGACUGUGGAUGUUUGGAAAGAACAUGAAGAACUGAGACAGGUGGAGACACAAACGGCACAAGAAAGACGCUCAGAAAUUGUCGUUAGAAUUCUGUCAGAGAACCAACAGAAGAGGACAGACUCUGAGAAGUGGGCUGACAUGGAGGUUUUUGCAGAGGUGACAGAGAAGGUGGAAGGACAGACAGAGAAGAACAAACUGGCCUUUGGAGGUGGAGAUGAAGACAAUGAGGAGGGGCAUCACAUGCAUGAAGAACUGACGGCCACUUCAACAACACAUACAUUAAAAAACGGACAAAAUACAGAGCAAACAAAAGAGUUCAACAUGGAUGGAGAUCAUGUCUUUGUGGUUGCAGCUACAGACUUUACCUGCACAGAGCCGACACAGGAGAGCGUUAAAGAACUAAACACUGAAUCAGAGUGCGCCUCAGUGAUGCAGACUAGACAAUAUAACAGUAAUAAUGAGAAGACUGAGCUCCAGAAGGACGUUCAGCCAACAUUCACCAUCAGCAGCACUGAAAGUGUGGAGAGUUUUGAGCCAGCUGAGUGUCCUGUAGAGCUGACCCCACCCACAGAUCUGGAUAAGGAAGAGACGGGACAGGUGACUGCAGUGUGGGAUCAGAAUGUAAAUGAUUUUAUACUCGCAAAAAGGAAUGUAAAUCUGUCUGAGGACCACACAGAGUUAAAUGCAGAUCAUAUUCAGCUCCUGGACGCCACAAAGACGGAAGAGGACGAGAAGGAGAGCGAUGUGGCACAUCUGGAGGAAGACGAGGCAGAGACCACUCAAACCUUGUUUUUAGUUGACGGGCUGUUUCUGGCAGCAUCACAUGUGAAAGUGCCUCCAAGUCAAAGUGAAGAAAUCCCUGAGGGUGAUCACCCACAGCCGUCUGACGCUGACAAAAGGAAACUCAGCGACAUCGUUGAUCUCCAAGAGACAGACUUUGCUGUCAGGAUUCAGCCUCCUGGAGCAGAGAGUUUUGAGCUCGAGGUGUCAGGCCAGAUGUUAGUGGUGGAGCUUCACCAGGUGCUGAUGGAGCACGAGAUCACCUGCCACCGCACAUGUUUCUCCCUCCAGCUGGGUGGCGUCGCGCUCGACAGCCUCACAGAGCUCAGCUCCAUCCAGGGCAUGGAGGACGGAGCGCUGAUCAAGGUGGUUGAGGAUUCUUACACGGUGCGUGAUGCUCGUCUUCAUCUCAGACAUGUCCGUGACCUUCUGAGGAGCCUCGACCCUGCAGAUGCUUACAACGGAGUGAACUGCCGCUCACUCUCUUACCUCACCUUCUACACCAGAGGAGACAACGACAGCGACAGUGCGGGGAACAGGCGAGCUUCUGAAAAGGAGUCGGUUGACUGCAGCCCGCCAGAAUACAUCCUCCCCGGAUGUAAGGAGCGACCUCUUACUCCGCUGCAGCCACUUAGAGAUGACUGGAAGCCGUUACAGUGCCUGCGGGUUCUCACCAUGAGCAGCUGGAACCCUCCUCCAGGAAACAGGAAGAUGCACGGAGACUUAAUGUACCUUAAUGCCCUAACGAUGGAGAACAGAGAACUCAACAUUACGUCGUCUACACGCGGAUUCUACCUCAACCAGUCAACUGCCUUCAACUUCAAUCCGAAACCUGCCGUUCCCAAAAUCCUCUGCCACUCUCUCGUCGAGCUGCUGAGUCAAGUCAGCCCCGCUUUCAGGAAAACCUUCAGCACCCUGCAGAAGAAGAGAGUCCAACAACACCCUUACGAGCGGAUUGCAGCACCUUUCCAGGUGUUCACCUGGACCGCCCGUCUUGCAGACCACACCCUCGACUGUAUCCGAGCCGAGGAGACGCACACCAGUCGCAUGGGCCAGGACGAGCACACAGCUGGGCAGAGUCGUGACUGGAACGAGGAGCUGCAGAGAAGCAGAGAACUCCCCAGGAGCUCCCUGCAGGAGCGUCUGCACAGAGAGAGGAGCAUAUUCAAGACCAAUAGAGACUUUGUUGCGGCUGCAGCACGAGGAGCUGUGGCCGUUAUCGACGGUAACGUCAUGCCGCUAAACCCGGGGGAGGAGCCUCGCAGCCAGAUGUUCAUCUGGAACAACCUGUUCUUCAGCCUCGGCUUCGACAUAUCAGAGCACUACCGGCCACUGGGGGGCAACAGUGCUGCUCACGCUGCUGCCACCUGCGACCUGAGAGGAGCACAGGCGUACUCAUCUGUGGACAUCGAGGGGCUUCACACACUUGGAACAGCUGUGGUGGAUUAUCGAGGCAUCCGUGUUAUUGCACAGACCAUCGUCCCUGGGAUUCUGGAGAAAAACCAGGAGCAGAGCGUCGUCUACGGCUCUAAUGACUACGGAGAAACUGUCGUCACACAACCCAGGUUUCUCGAGCUUCUAGAUAAAACCAGUAAACCUCUGAGAAUUCAGCGUCACCAGCUGCUCGACCACAGCAACAACCCUGUGGAGCUUUGCUCCGGCAUCGAGACCAAAGGCAUCCUGGGUAACGACGGCAGAGCCUACAUCCUGGACCUUCUGCGCACCUUACCGCCCGACCUUAACUUCCAGUUCUCAGAGACGGAAGAGAGGAAGGAGGUGCCAACAGAGUGUCAGAGCUUCGGUUACCCAUGGCGACAUCGCCACGGCCUGGCCAGCCUGAGGCCGGAGCUGAUAGAGGCCUUCGUCCAGCACAGGUAUGAACUUUAUGUGAAGAUGCUGUCCCAGGGGGUCAUCCAACCGCAAGAACAAGAAGAAGCCACAGAGCAGAGGAAUGAAGGUACAGCCGCUGCUCGCAUGGAAUCUCAGAGAAGAAAUAUAAUCAUGAAAGCUUGUGAGGCCGUGGGAUCAGUGAGUGACUCAGGCUUUGACAUCCGCUUCAAUCCUGACGUUUGUUCUCCAGGCGUUCGUUUCCCCUCUGAGUGUGUGGAGGAGCUUCAGAGACAGAGACAGCUGUUGUGGGACGCUGCUGCUUUUCUCCUGUCCAAUCAGAUACCAGCAGCGCUGAAGGACUGUCUCGACCACACAGCAGUGCCGAUGGACGGAGCGACGCUGACCUCAGUGCUUCACCAGCGGGGCGUGAAUGUUCGAUACGUGGGCGCCCUGCUGAGGGAGCUGGACCGUCUGGAGGAGAGAGACAGACUCUGUCAUGUACAGAGAAUUUCUAUCAGUGAAGUCAUCAUCAGAAGUGCAAAACACAUCUUCAGGACUUAUCUGCAGGAUGUGGAGCCUGCAGCGUUCUCAGCUGCUGUUAGUCACUUCCUGAACUGCCUCCUGAGCUCCUCCUCCUGUUUACCCGACUCCUGCUCUGACGAGCUGCUCUCCCGCCGCAGGAGCAAGCGGCGGCGGAGCCACGGGAGUCGAGUCGCCUCAGUGACGGACAGCAUGUGGGCUCGACUAACACCCUGUGAGCUGUGGGGACAGAUCAGGACCGAGGCUGCAGAUUAUUACCACCACACCAUACACAGUGAAAGUAUCGAUGAAGUCAUAGAAAAGUACAACCUGCAGAGGAUCUCGCUGCUGAGAGAGAUCGCCAUCAAGACGGGCAUCCAGGUGCAGCUGAGGGAGUACGUGUUUGAGUCUCGACACCGGCCGGUGUUUGGAGAGGAGGAUGUCGUCAACAUGUUUCCUGUCGUCAAACAUCUCAAACCCACAGCGACCGACGCUACGCGGCUCAUACAACACGCACAGGAGGCCGUACAGCAGGGGCUCCUCAAAGACGGCUUUGAACUGAUCAGCCAGGCUCUGACUCUGUUCAGCAGUGUGUGUGGCGUCCUGCACGAGGACGUGUGCAUGUGUCUGCGUCUCCUGGGACGUCUCUGCUACAUCCUAGGGGAAUAUACAGACGCCCUCAGCCACCAGGAAAAGGCUGUGCUGAGUAGUGAGAGAAUUAAAGGAAUAGACCACCCACAGACCAUACAGGACUAUACUCACUUGGCGCUGUACUGCUUCGCUGGAGGCCGACCUUUGACCUCCCUGCAGCUGCUGUAUCGUGCUCGGUACCUCACUCUGCUGCUGAGCGGGGAAGACCAUCCACAGGUCGCACUGCUGGAUAGUAUGCUGGGUCUGGUUCUUUAUGGACUGAUGGAGUACGAUCUUUCCCUGAAGUUCCUACAGAAAACCUUAUUGUCAACCUGUAAAUACCACGGCGAAACGUCCCUGAAGUACUCACAGUGCCAUCACCUGCUCGCCACUGUGUACGAGAGUAAAGGAGAGUUUCGAUCAGCGCUGCAACACGAAAAACAGGCUUAUUCCAUAUAUAAGAGUCAGUUCGGGGAGGAGCACGACAGGACGAAGGAAAGCUCUGAGUUCCUUCAGAGUCUCACUCAGCAGGCUGUGAACCUUCAGAAAGCUCUGAACCACAUCUACAGUAACAGCCCCGGCUGCAUCCCUCCUCCCAAGUUUUCCACACCAAGUUUUCCCAAAAUCCUUCAGCAGCUCAACCUGACAUGUGGAAUCAUUGUCAUUACUCUCAGUGCAAAAGACAUGUCAGACCUGAGGAGUGAACUGAAAGGAAAAGAAAAGGUUCAGGUGGAAGAGCUGGAAUAAAGUCUUAACAGCAAACCUGAACUGUGGACCAAAGAGACAGUUAGAAAAGAACAGCUGUGCAGUAAAUUAGACUUCUGAAAAAAACUGCAGACAAUGAACAACGACAACAAAUAAAAGUUUGGAAAAUUGCUUUUGUUAACAAGUAGGUAGACAAAAUCCAGGUGCAGAAAGAGGAGUCUGUUCUGCAGGACUGGAGUUUCUUAUCUAACAACAAAGCUUUUAUUAAAAUAUAUUGAACUCUGCAGAUUGUAACUUUGAUGGCAUGUACAUGUAUAACUCAGCUACCUUUUGUCAGAUAAAGGUACACAUUGAAUACAAUGACCCAGCAGUGAACUAAAAGUCGUCUUUUUGUCUUCGACUUUUAAAUGCUGUCUUGUUGCAGUUCUCUGUGUGUCCACUAGGUCUCACACUUGAGCCAUGAACACCAUAUCCCCAAUAAAAUCAUCUCUACAGUUGUUUUGCACCAUUUAGUCCUCUGUAUUGUUGUCAUUAAUAUCCAGCUGACUGUGUGGAUAGCAAACUUCUGACAGGAUUACACUUAAUAACACUGGUUAUUAUGGGAAAUUUUGUGGAUUUGCUCCACUGGCAGCAAAUUACUGACUGAUAUUUCCUCAAAUAACUACAUGGCUUUUCAUCCCAUACGUGAUUUACAGUUGUAAAUGUGAGAAAAUGUUCCAUGUGUGAUUUGUGAGACUGAUACAGAUUUUAAAGGUGAAAAAUCCACCAACCUAGCGUCAUAUAUAAGCUAUAUUCGAAUAAAGUUACCUUCUUUUAAAAAGGUCUCUGUGUGAAACUUCUUUGUAUAUUUUAAGCUUCCAGGCAUUAGUUUUUAUAAUAAAUACAUGUAUUGCUUUGAGGUGCAGGGUGGAUAUCAGGACACUAUUUGUGCACAUUCUGAACUAAAUUAG
Messenger RNA from Centropristis striata (black sea bass), 6248 nucleotides. Its product is annotated as clustered mitochondria protein homolog. Gene Ontology annotation, biological process: intracellular distribution of mitochondria. The transcript has 30 exons. Gene Ontology annotation, cellular component: cytoplasm. The record is from RefSeq and is a predicted model, not a curated record. Bases 301 to 5340 code for a protein of 1679 amino acids. Gene Ontology annotation, molecular function: mRNA binding; protein binding. Lineage: Eukaryota; Metazoa; Chordata; Actinopteri; Perciformes; Serranidae.